CAGUGUCUCCAGUGCCCAGCUGUGUAUCCAUGAAGAGUAGCUGGUCCAUGUUUGAGCCUCCCACUUUCAGCAGUGGACCUUCACAUCAUGCAGCAAGAUCAGAAAAGCCCAGGCCGGUGUCUCUAGUGCCCAGCUGUAUGUCAAUGAAGAGUAGCUGGUCCAUGUUUGAGCCUCCCACUUUCAGCAGCGGACCUCCACCUUAUGAACAAAGACCAGAGAAGCCCAGACCAGUCUCUCCAGUGCCCAGCUGUGUAUCCAUGAAGAGUAGCUGGUCAAUGUUUGAUCCUCCCAACUUCAGCAGUGCACCUCCACAUUAUGAAGCAAGUGGGUUCAGAAAUGGUCUAACCAGCGAGCUGUCCAGGUGUGAUAUAUGUGACCAGCCCCUGAGUUCCCCGGUCAUCACCACCUGUGGACACAGUUUCUGCAGCCAGUGCAUCAGCCGCUUCUGCAGCCAGUCUGGUCCAUCAGGAGACUACAGCUGCCCCCAGUGCAGGACAACAUGCAGAACACAACCUGUUAUCAACCCCGACACAACCAUGGCACAAACUCUCCUGCAUUCACACGGGCCUAUAGCACAAACUCUUCCAUACACAACAAUUGUGCAACCCAAUGUAUACCCUUCUGCGUAUAUUGUACCACCUAACCUAAGCCUCUCUGUAGCCGCUGUACGACCUACUGUAAACCCAUCUGCAACCAUGGUACAACCUACUGUAAAUCCCAAUGCAAUCAUAACGCAACCUUCUGCACACCAUUCUGCAUCCAUGACACAACAUCCGCUAUACCAUUCUGCAUCCAUGACACAACCCACUGAAAACCCAUCUGUAACCAUGCAAGAUCCUUCCCUUUACCACCACAAUGAAAUGCUGGAACGUCAUCUCUCCAGACCUCCAUCAUUGCCUCACCCGUCUCCAUACCAACAUGCAUACCUGCAGCAGCAUCCUCUAUACUCAGAGAUGGGACAGAAUAGUCUAAAUCCACAUUUGCCUGCGGCACAGUCCUCUCUACAGCCUCCUGAAGUCAUUGCACGAUAUCCUCCAUACUCACACUCAGAGAUGAGGCAGGAUCCUCUACAUCCUCACAAGCGUGCAGCACAGUCCUCUUUACAGCCCUCUGAAGUCAUUGCACAAUAUCCUCUAUACCCAACCUCAGAACUGGGGAAGGGUCCUGUAAAUCCACUCAAGCGCACAGCACAGCCUUCUCCACAGCCUCCUUUAGGUCAGCACGCAGCAGACACCAACCACAUCCUGACUGACCAUGUUCCAGCUAAAAGGGCAAGACUAGCAGGAAACUGUGACCUGAAUAGUGUACUGAUGAGCCAUAAAGCCAAAAUGAAGAAGAGAUUUGAGAGUAUAUCUGAAGGCAUCAUAAGGCCAGGAGCCCAAACACUCCUGAACAAGAUCUACACAGAGCUCUAUAUCACUGAGGGAGAAAGUGAAGACGUGAAUAAUGAACAUGAAGUUUGGCAGGUAGAAGCUGCAUCCCGACCACAAACUACAGACGACACAGCCAUCAACUGCAAUGACAUCUUCAAGCCCUUACCUGGACAGGAGGGACACAUAAGAACUGUCAUGACAAAGGGGAUAGCUGGCAUCGGAAAAACGGUCUCAGUACAGAAGUUCAUCCUUGACUGGGCAGAAGAGAACGCUAAUCAGGAUGUGGAUUUCAUGUUUGUGCUUCCAUUUCGUGAGUUAAAUUUAGUUAAAUAUGCCCAACAUAGUCUUCACAGGCUCCUGCUUGACUUCCACCCUGAGCUUAGUGUAUUGGAAAAUAGUGAAUACAAAGAUUGCAACAUCAUAUUUAUCUUUGAUGGUCUGGAUGAAAGUCGACUUCAAUUGGAUUUUCAAAAUAAUAAGGUUUCAGAUGCAACACAUUUGUCACCCAUGAAUGUGCUGAUGACGAGUCUCAUUCAAGGAGCCCUGCUUCCCUCUGCUCGAAUCUGGAUAACCUCCAGACCAGCCGCAGCCAAUCAGAUCCCCUCGAGGUUUGUCAAUCUGGUGACAGAAGUACGAGGGUUCAGUGAUCCCCAGAAGGAAGAGUACUUCAGGAAGAGGAUCAAUGAUCACAGUCUAGCCGACAGACUCAUUACACACAUUAAAGCAUCCAGAAGCCUGUUCAUUAUGUGUCACAUGCCAGUCUUCUGUUGGAUCGCCGCCACUGUCCUUCAGCAGAUACUGGAAGAAGAUGACAGGAGGGAAGCCCCUAAAACCCUGACAGAGAUGUUCAUACACUUCCUGCUCAUCCAGACCACCAGGAAGCAACAGAAGUAUCAAGAGGAAACUGACGCAGAUAGGCAGAGGCUUCUAGAAUCCCACAAGAGUGUCAUUCUGAAACUGGCGGAGCUGGCAUUCACACACCUGGAGAAUGGCAAUCUUAUGUUCUAUGAAGAAGACCUGAGACAGUGUGGCAUUGAUGUCAGUGAAGCAUCAGUGUACUCUGGAAUGUGCACUGAGAUCUUCAGGGAGGAAUGUGUGUUUGAUCAUCAGAAGGUCUACUGCUUUGUCCAUUUGAGCAUCCAAGAGUUUCUCGCUGCUCUGCAUGUGUUCUCAUCUUACUUAAAUAAGAAUGCGGAGGUAUUGGGACAAUUUGUGAAAAGAAAGGCCAGCAUACCAACAUUGCCACUUGAUGAGCUGUUGAAGAGUGCAGUGAACAAAGCUUUGGAAAGCAAGAAUGGACAUCUUGAUUUGUUUGUUCGUUUCCUUCAUGGCAUUUCCCUGACGUCAAAUCAUGGACUGAUGCUUGGCCUCCUGACACACGCACACAGCAGCCCGGAGAGUGUGAAGAAAACAAUCAAGAACCUGAAGGUGAUGCAGAGACCAAACAUCUCCCCCGAGAGGUGCAUCAAUCUCUUCCACUGUCUAGUGGAAAUGCAUGACUCCUCUGUCCAUGAUGAAAUCCAAGCUUUCCUCAAAGCAGAGAAGGGAUCCGUCAAACAGCUUUCACUGGCUCACUGCUCUGCCUUGGCCCAUGUGCUUCUGAUGUCUGAUGAAGUGCUGGAUGAGUUUGAUCUGAAGAAAUACAAGACCUCUCCUGAAGGUCGUAGGAGACUUGUCCCAGCUGUGCGAUGCUGCAGAAAGGCUCUGCUUGCUGGCUGUAAACUGACAGAGGCAUCCUGUGAGACUGUGGCCUCAGCUCUGCAGACUCCAAACUCCCCCCUACGAGAGCUGGACCUGAGUCACAAUGACCUGCAGAAGUCAGGAGAGAAGCUGCUGUCUGCUCUUCACAGCCCACACUGCAACCUGGAGAUAUUAAGGCUCAACCGGUGUGACCUCUCCAAAGCCAGCUGUGACAUGAUGGCAUCAGUGCUGCAGCGGCUAUCUUCCCCUCUGCGAGAACUGGACAUGAGUGACAACGACCUGCAGGACGGAGGAGUGGAGCUGCUCUGUGUGGGACUGAGACAUCCACAAUGCAAACUAGAGACACUCAGGUUGUCUGGUUGCCAGAUCUCACCUAAGGGUUCUUCUUUCCUGGCGUCUGCCCUCAAAUCAAACCCCUCCUACCUAAAGGAGCUUGAUCUUACCUACAACCACCCAGGAGACUCAGGUGUCAGGGAACUCUCAGACAGACUGAAUGAACCCAGCUGUAAACUAGAGACUCUCAGGUUUGAUCAUGGAGGAGAAUGCAGAAUGAAACCAGGACCCAGAAAAUAUGCCUGUGAGCUGACACUGGACCCCAACACAGCAGACAGCAGCCUCUCUCUCUCUGAGGGGAACAGGAAGGUGACAUGUAGAAUACAGCAGCAGCAGUAUCCUGACCACCCAGACAGAUUUGACUGCUAUCCUCAGGUGCUGUGUAGUGAGGGUCUGACUGGACGCUGUUACUGGGAGGCUGAGUGGAGUCAUGGGGCUGAUAUAGCAGUGGCAUAUAAAAGCAUCCAGAGGAAAGGAUUGAGGGAUGAGAGCAGGUUUGGACUGAAUGACAAGUCCUGGAGUCUGAGGUGCAGUAGUGACAGUUACACUGCCCGUCACAAUAAGAAGAGGACUGACAUACCCGCCCCCUUCCCCCGCUCCAGCAGAGUAGGAGUGUGCCUGGACUGGCCAGCAGGCACUCUGUCCUUCUACAGCGUCUCCUCUGACACACUCACCCACCUGCACACGUUCCACUCCACCUUCACUCAGCCCCUCUAUCCUGGGUUUCUGGUUUGGUCUUCUGGCUCCUCAGUGUCCCUGUGCCAGAUCACAUGAGCUCCUCAUCCUACAGGACACACACCUAGAUUCUAUGCAGGCACACGCGUGUACACACACA
This is a messenger RNA of Engraulis encrasicolus (European anchovy), 4242 nucleotides long. RefSeq names its product NLR family CARD domain-containing protein 3-like. Gene Ontology annotation, molecular function: protein binding. The transcript has 10 exons. Bases 30 to 4181 code for a protein of 1383 amino acids. The record is from RefSeq and is a predicted model, not a curated record. Gene Ontology annotation, biological process: intracellular signal transduction. NCBI's taxonomy places the organism in Eukaryota, Metazoa, Chordata, Actinopteri, Clupeiformes, Engraulidae.